This is a messenger RNA of Cydia splendana, 2765 nucleotides long. RefSeq lists its product as uncharacterized. Gene Ontology annotation, cellular component: membrane. Gene Ontology annotation, biological process: vesicle-mediated transport. NCBI's taxonomy places the organism in Eukaryota, Metazoa, Arthropoda, Insecta, Lepidoptera, Tortricidae. The transcript has 3 exons. The record is from RefSeq and is a predicted model, not a curated record. The coding region runs from base 113 to 718 and encodes 201 amino acids.
AAUCUUUCAGUUCAAUAUUUGUCUUAAUUUCUGUGGUGAUUUGGUAGUGGUGAACUCAGUUGGUGUUUGUCAUAAUUAUAAGUUAUUCGUUGUGAUUAAAGAAUAAACCGUCAUGGCGAACCUAAAGUCGGAUUUAGACGAGUAUUUGCUUCAAAAUGAGAACCGUCGAAGUUACAAAAUUAGUUUACCAUUCUCUACUCCCAGUUUCUUCUCCCGAAGCAAUGAAGAAACGCCUACGAGUAGUUCUAGUAAUGGAAGCUGGUUUCAAGAAGUGCAAAAAGAGUAUUUCACAUUAAGUCGCACACAAAGGUUCAUGGGUUUCGGAGUAUGCCUUUUCUUCGGUAUCCUGUGCUUCAUCCUGUCAUUCCUCUACAUUCCCAUCCUGAUUCUGCAGGCGCGGAAGUUUGCUCUCCUCUUCACACUUGGAAGCUUGUUCUUCAUACUAAGCUUCAGCUUCCUCUAUGGGCCCUGGUCUCACUUGAAGUCACUCUUCUCAAAGGAGCGAGCCCUCACAACCCUGCUGUACGGCUCUACACUAAUAGCAACACUGUACUGUGCACUGCAUCUACAAAGCACGCCACUAACUAUUGUCUGUGCUGUGCUGCAAGUCAUUGCUCUACUCUGGAUGAUGAUGGGCUCCAUCCCGGGAGGCUCCACAGGUGCUAGGUUCUUCGGAAGCAUGUUUAAGUCAUCAGUGUCCAGUACACUGCCAAUAUAACAAAUGAGUGAUGUGUUGUUAUUGUGUAUGUGUAUUAUAGGGGAAUUUACUGCUAGCUUUGAUUACGAAACAUGUCUACAUGCAUUAUGUUUGUAAGCUAUUGAGACACACUGAACGAGUGCAUAUGGAAUUUGUUGGACAACUAAUUCAUUUUUAAACUGAACUGGUGCUAUUUACUGGUAUACUAUCAUCAAGUUAUGACUUAAGACAUGGACAUGUAAGGCUAAGUAAAUGCGACCUAAUGAUGAGGAGAGACAAGUUUUGGUUCUCAUUUAUGUUUGAAAUUGCUGUCUGUUAAACGGCUCUGGCACAAUAAAAGGUGAUAAGCUAUAAUGAAAUUUGGGGAUGGGAUUCCUAUUAGAAUAAUAUUUAAUAAUAAUAUUAGCAAUGACUCUGGCUCCCAAACUUCAGUGGAAUAUGACUGCCUUCGGACUUUUUUAUACAACUUAUUUUCAUAAUUUUCUAAACUUUGACUUUUAAAAUAUGCUCAAGCAGCUUGUAGCUAGGUCUGUAUACACAAUUGUGAUAGGAUAAAUAUGUAACCAAUGAUUAACUUUUAAAUUAAUUUUGUAUCUGCUGUUAAGCUUAGAAACAAAUUAAAAGUGGAUAAAUUCACUAAGUGGGACUUGAACCCACGACCACUGGAUAACAGGACAGUGAAUUUUUCCACUUUUAAUUUGUUUCUAAACUUGAUUAACUUUUAGUUGUUAUACUUUGAUUUAAUUAUUUAUUAUUCUUGCCUAUGAAUGUAUUUUAUUUUCAAGUUAAAGUGGGCACAAAUUGUUCCUAGUGAAGGUUUAUUUUUAUUUUAUUGUUCGUUAGUGUACCUAUUAUCUGUCAACAUACCUCCUAAGCUUGUACUGUUAAGGCGCGAUUCCACUAGUGUGCGGCACAAGCAUUAAGGUGAAACUGGACCUUUCGGGCGCUCUCGUCUCCGCUCGGCUCAGCGUUGCUUUGAGCAAUUAUUAAGGUUGGCUAAACUUGACGAUCCUUUGCAUGCACAAGCACAGAUAUGAUAAUCAGCUAAAAUUUGAUAACCCUAAUUAGCCCACAGGGAUACCAUACAUUAGACGCCAUACAUUAAAAAGGGACAGCAUGAUUCGUCCCUGAAUUGGCGUCAAACCACAGAAUAAAUAAUAGUACUAGGUACAGAAGACUCGCUCUCUAACAAAACGCGUCUGUUACGAUCAGGACAGAUAUGGCCGCUAGGUGGCAACAGCGCCACGCGCGGCUUAUGGCUAGCCACCAAAAUUGGUGUGAAACGGAUGUACUUUUAGCUACGUGUAGCAAAGCGACGAAAUCGCGGAGUGAGCCACGCCUGGUCAAACUUCGGUUUUGUAGGAAGAGGAAGUUUAAUUUCUGUACAAGUAAUAUGUACUAUUAUUCUGUGGCACAAGCUUUUUUGUACUGAUUAUGCUCGUGCCGCACACUGGUAUAAAAAGAGAUAUUUUGGCCGCACCAAUGUCGCGGUCCGGUACGUUACGAAGCAAUCGCGAUAAGGCUACAACCUUUCGAGACAAAUAUCGCAACUCGAUAUGUCGGAAGUGAAGUUGUUAAAAAUAUGUAACCGACAUUUAAUUUUCGUUUGUAAAUUUUAUUAUAAUAAUUAAUGGAUUAUUUAGAAUGUAUUUUUUUUUCUUAAUAGGGAAUAUUAGGCAAAGCUCUGCGUAGGUGGCACCAUUGUGGCACAUACAGUAAACAAACCACAUUGACACAUGGCCUACCGCGAAACAAGAAAAUCGAAAUUUCGUUAUCUAAUCUCUCUAUCACUCUUGCAUAUUCGAGCGAUAAAGAGGCAGAUAACUACAUUUCGAUUUUCGCGUUUACCGGUAGGCCCUUGUUAACAAACCGCCUUGAUGCAUCGAUGUCAUAUUUUAUUGUCUGUGAAAACAUGUCAAAAAACAGUUUAAGGCACAGUAUGUAUAAGUUAGUCUAUGAAUUUACUGAGUCGGUAGUGCUGCACUCUGGCGGCAGAACAUUGCAGUAAUAUCCCCUAUUAGAGACUAAUAGAAACAUAGUUAACAGAUGAUAACGUCGUGAAACGUAA